CACGUGAGCGGCAGUAUGGCGGCCCAUCGCUCCGGCCCGCUUAAACAGCAGAAUAAACCGCAUAAAGGCGGGCGGCACCGGGGUCGGGGAUCUGCGCAGCGGGACGGCAAAGGCCGUCUAGCGCUGAAAACCCUAAGCAAGAAGGUGAAAAAAGAGCUCAGCAGAGUAGAUCAGAGGCAUCGCGCCAGCCAGCUCCGAAAACAGAAGAAGGAGGCGGUUCUGGCAGAGAAGAGACAGCUGGGCAGCAAGGAUGGCUCACCUCAUCAGGUACUGGUGGUGCCCCUGCACAACAGGAUUUCUCUGACAGAGGCCUUUCGGCUGCUUCAGGAUAGCGAGUCUGGAACAGUACACCUGAAUAAAUGGGGAAGCACCCAUGGCUUUAUGCUGUUAUGCCCCCGCUUGAAACAUCGGUGGUUUUUCACAUCUGCAAGGCCAGGGGAUCUGCACACUGUGUUAGACAUGGCUAAAGUAGCUGAUACCAUCCUGUUCCUCCUUGAUCCACUGGAAGGCUGGGACAGCACUGGGGAUUACUGUCUUUCCUGCCUCUUUGCUCAAGGCCUUCCCACCUAUACACUUGCUGUCCAGGGGGUUUCUGGCCUCCCACCGAAGAAACAAAUAGAUGCUAGAAAGAAGUUAAGUAAAGCAGUGGAGAAGCGCUUUCCUGAUGACAAACUCCUCCUGUUAGACACUCAACAGGAGGCAGGAAUGCUGCUCAGGCAGUUGGCUAACCAAAAGCAACGGCAUCUUGCCUUUCGAGAUCGGCGGGCCUACCUGCUUGCUCAUGCUGCUGACUUUGUGCCUGGUGAAGAGAAUAACUUGGUGGGCACCUUGAAAAUCUCAGGCUAUGUUCGUGGGCAGACUCUGAAUGUAAAUAGUUUGCUGCAUAUCGUUGGACAUGGUGAUUUCCAGAUGAAACAGAUAGAUGCCCCUAUGGACCCUUUCCCUUUAAAUCCUAGAGUGAUCAAAUCUCAGAAGGACCCAGGCAUGGCAAUGGAGAUUUGUGCUAUGGAUGCUGUAGCUGAUAUGGAGGAAGACCUUAAGGUCCUAAUGAAGGCAGACCCUGAUAGACAAGAAUCUUUGCAAACAGAGGUUAUCCCAGAUCCAAUGGAAGGGGAACAGACCUGGCCCACUGAGGAGGAGCUGAAUGAGGCAAAUGACUUCUUGAAGAAAAGUUCCAAGGUGGUAAAGAAGGUUCCCAAAGGAACGUCCAGUUACCAAGCUGAAUGGAUUUUGGAUGAGGAUGGUGAAAGUGGUGGAGAAGGAGAUGAAUAUGAUGAUAUAGAACAUGAGGAUUUUAUGGAAGAGGAAUCUCAGGAUGAGAGUAGUGAAAAGGAAGAAGAGGAGGAAUAUGAAACUAUGACUAUAGGAGAAUCUGUGCGUGAUGAUCUGUAUGAUGAGAAAGUGGAUGAAGAGGCAGAGGAAAAAAUGUUGGAGAAAUAUAAACAAGAAAGAAUGGAAGAGAUGUUUCCAGAUGAAGUAGAUACCCCCCGUGACGUGGCUGCUAGAAUUCGAUUUCAGAAAUACAGAGGCCUCAAGAGCUUCCGGACAUCUCCAUGGGAUCCUAAGGAAAACCUUCCUCAAGACUAUGCUCGAAUCUUUCAGUUUCAGAACUUUACUAGUACUAGGAGACGCAUCUUGAAAGAGAUUGAGGAAAAAGAGCUUGAAGGAGCUGAGGUUGGCUGGUAUGUCACACUUCAUGUUUCUGAAGUACCUGUCUCAGUAGUUGAGUACGUCAAACGGGGAGCACCCUUGAUUGCAUUUUCUUUACUACCUCAUGAACAGAAGAUGUCAGUGCUGAAUAUGGUGGUUAGCCGGCACCCUGGCAACACUGAACCUGUGAAAGCUAAAGAGGAGCUGAUCUUCCACUGUGGGUUCAGGCGCUUCCGAGCCUCACCUUUGUUCUCUCAGCACACUGCAGCGGAUAAACAUAAAUUUCAGAGAUUCCUGACUGCUGAUGUGGCCCUGGUGGUGACAGUAUAUGCCCCAAUUACUUUUCCUCCUGCAUCUGUGCUGCUUUUCAAACAGAAUAGCAAUGGAAUGCACAGUCUUAUCGCCACAGGCCAUCUAUUGUCAGUGGAUCCGGACAGAAUGGUCAUCAAGAGAGUUGUUCUGAGUGGUCAUCCUUUCAAAAUUUUUACUAAGAUGGCAGUAGUACGCUACAUGUUCUUCAAUAGAGAGGAUGUGCUGUGGUUUAAACCAGUGGAACUGAGGACAAAGUGGGGGCGCAGGGGACACAUCAAGGAGCCUUUAGGUACUCAUGGCCACAUGAAGUGCAGUUUUGAUGGGAAGCUAAAAUCUCAGGAUACAGUACUGAUGAACCUCUAUAAACGAGUUUUCCCCAAAUGGACUUAUGAUCCAUAUGUACCAGAACCAGUACCUUGGGUGAAAAGUGAGAUUUCUUCAGCAGUGCCUGAAGCGGACAUGGAGUAAUGGGUUCACUGGGAUUCUGUCUUAUCGCUACUAGUUAGCACUCUAGGGAUGGAAGCCUACAGGUUGUGAAUGGGCAAAGUUUGUGUUUUCUAUUUGAGCCUAGAGGGCUGCUGCUCUUUUUUGCUGAAGGCUUUUCUUGGCCUUGACAAGGUGUCUUCAGUUAAGUAUGAAUGUUUUUCUAUUGCUGCUUAAUCCAAAAAAUUAUUAAAUCUUACUGAAAUAUCCAC
Messenger RNA from Diceros bicornis minor, 2657 nucleotides. It is a transcript of the gene TSR1, whose product is annotated as TSR1 ribosome maturation factor. Gene Ontology annotation, molecular function: GTP binding; GTPase activity; U3 snoRNA binding. NCBI's taxonomy places the organism in Eukaryota, Metazoa, Chordata, Mammalia, Perissodactyla, Rhinocerotidae. The coding region runs from base 16 to 2430 and encodes 804 amino acids. Gene Ontology annotation, cellular component: preribosome, small subunit precursor; nucleus. The record is from RefSeq and is a predicted model, not a curated record. Gene Ontology annotation, biological process: endonucleolytic cleavage of tricistronic rRNA transcript (SSU-rRNA, 5.8S rRNA, LSU-rRNA); maturation of SSU-rRNA from tricistronic rRNA transcript (SSU-rRNA, 5.8S rRNA, LSU-rRNA); ribosome biogenesis. The transcript is spliced from 15 exons.